AUGGUGCCGAACAAAUCGCUGAUCUUCAGCGCCGUGCCCACCCACGCGCCCAUUCCAGGCGAGCACAUCACGCUCGAGGACCGGCCGUUCGACCUCUCCGCGCGCCCUCCUCAGCACGGCAUCACGGGCAGAACCCUCUGGAUCAGCCUGGACCCGUACAUGCGCGGGCGCAUGCGCCCGGCCUCGACGGCAUCGUACUCGCCGGCCUACACGCUGGGCGCACCCCUCACGGCGUACGCGCUAGUGCAAGUCCUCAGUUCUGACACGGACAUAUUCCACCCGGGGGACAUCGUCUACGGCCAGUUCCCCGUGGCCGAGUACAGCGCCAUCACGCGCGAGAUGCUCGACCGCCCCGUCGUGCGGAAAGUGUAUGCGCUCGAGGGACUGCCCGCGCCGCUCGCGCCGUUGAGCCCCUGGCUGAGCGUGCUGGGGUCGACGGGCCUCACGGCCUACGCGAGCCUCUAUAAGAUCGGGGUGCCCAAACGGGGGGAGACCAUCUUUGUGAGUUCCGCGGCUGGGGCGGUCGGGUUGUUCGUCGGGCAGAUCGCCCGCAUCGAGGGCCUUACUGUCAUUGGGAGCGUUGGGGAUGAUGAGAAGUUGCGGUUCAUCAGGGAGAGCGGUGGCUUUCAUGACGGGUUUAACUAUAAGAAGGAGAGGACCGCGGAGGCUUUGAAGCGUCUGGCUCCUAGUGGGGUGGAUAUCUACUAUGAUAAUGUGGGCGGAGAGCAGCUUGAAGCGGCGCUCGAGGCGAUGAACGAGUUUGGCAGGAUUGUCGUGUGCGGCAUGAUAUCGCAGUACAAUAAGCCGGCGGCCGAGCAAUAUGCCGUCCGGGGCCUCACGAAUGUCCUCUCCAAACGACUCAAGAUCCAGGGGUUCGUCGUUACGGAUCCGGAGUUUUUCAAGUACAGGGAGGAAAGGGACGAGAAGAUGAUCCAGUGGCUCAAGGAAGGCAAGUUGAAAAACAUCGAACACGUUACUGAAGGGAUCGAGAACGCUGCAGAGGCUUUUGUCGCUAUGCUGGAAGGGAGCAAGGCGUUUGGGAAGGCUCUUUUGAAAGUGGCAGAUCCGGAAUGA
Molecule: messenger RNA, 1074 nt
Organism: Cladophialophora yegresii CBS 114405
Lineage: Eukaryota; Fungi; Ascomycota; Eurotiomycetes; Chaetothyriales; Herpotrichiellaceae
Exons: 3
Coding region: 1-1074 (357 amino acids)
Molecular function (GO): oxidoreductase activity, acting on the CH-CH group of donors, NAD or NADP as acceptor
Source: RefSeq, a predicted model, not a curated record